AUGCCUUCGAAUUCGUCACCGCCAACAGAAAUUGGAUGUCCAAUACCAGCAAAUACUCCACAUGCAAUAUCAGUUACAUUACCAACAUGGCAAGAUAAUAUUGAUUAUGAAGAAGCAGUAGAUAGGGUAGUUAGUCGUAUGGAAUGUGGUUAUCCAAGGUUUUUUAUUCAUCCGCAAAUAAAAAAGUUGAUAACAGUAUGCGAUCAGAAAUUUGCAAAAUCAACAGAAACAUCUUUAUUGUUUCCAAGUCGUAAACCAACACAAAGAUGUCGAGAUUUUAUUCAUCGAUAUUAUAAACCAACAACACCACCAUUGACCUCAUCUUCGUUACAUACUCCAACACCAUGUGUCCGGUUAGCUGAGAUUACAGUUAUUCCACCUGAUAAAAUAAAAUCAUCAUUUCAUGGGAGUGUAACACUUUAUGUGGUCUUAUUUCCUAAAGAUGCAUUUCCUAUAGCAAAAUCAUAUUGGCAACAUACAGGAGAAGGUUUAAGUUCAAGAUGUGCCGAAUAUUGUUUACAUAUUAUGCAAGCUAAACAUGAUGAACAAUAUUCUAUUACUGACAAUUAUAAUGAAAAAUCUACUCCCGUUUCAGCCUCUUCAAGAAAACAUACUUUUCAUAAGCGUUAUUCUUUAAAUACACAAAUAUCAAACAUUAGUAGAGAUUCUUUUUCUAAUGAAGUAACUGGACCUAGAUCACCAACAUCACCAACUUCAUUUACUGGUUUAACAUCUACUGAUAAAUCAGCUACUGUAGAAGAAAAUUAUUAUGUGGAAGAAAGAUAUGGGCGUAAUCUUCCCAUUUCAUUUGCUGAUAAAGCUAAAAUUGCACUUAGAAGAAGGAUCGCUGGUGUUCUUGGCAUUGAAGAUCAGUAUAGUAACAAGAAUGAUGACCAUGAUAAUUUAGAUGAUGUUAUCAAUAGAAAAGUUGAGAAUGCAUGUGUUACUGAAAGAGGUGUUAAUGGUGUUACUGAGGAUGAUGUAUUUUUAUUUCCUUCUGGAAUGAGUUCAAUUUUUCAUGCUCAUAGAUAUAUUCUUAGUGGUUUUCUUCCAAGUAAAAGUAUUUGUUUUGGCUUUCCAUAUAUUGAUACUUUGAAAAUUUUGGAAAAAUUUGGGCCGGGAUGUCAUUUUUACGGAAAUGGUUCAACAGAAGAUAUUGAUCAUAUAACAGAUUUAUUAGAAUCAGGAGAAAAAAUUUUAGCCUUAUUCUGUGAAUUUCCAUCUAAUCCAUUAUGUAAAUCACCAGAUUUGAAGAGAUUAAGAUUAUUAGCUGAUAAAUAUGAUUUUUUAAUUGUAAUAGACGAAACUAUCGGUAACUUUGUUAAUGUUGGGGUAUUGGAAUGGGCCGACGUUUUAGUUUCUAGUUUAACUAAAAUUUUUAGUGGCGACAGUAAUGUCAUGGGUGGUGGGUUGGUUUUGAACCCCCAAAGAAAACAUUAUGGAAAAUUGAAACAAUUAAUAAAACAAGAUUACGAAGAUUUGGUAUGGGGUGAAGACGCUAUAUUUUUAGAAAGGAAUUCUAGAAAUUUUCGUGAUCGUAUCCUAAAGAUCAAUGAAAAUACUGAAGAAUUAUGUGAUUUCCUUUCCAAAAGUCCAAAAGUUAAAAAAGUAUAUUACCCAAAAUAUAUUACACCAGAAAUAUAUUCACAAUAUAAAAUAGAAAAGGGUGGUUAUGGUGGAUUAUUUUCAUUAACCUUUUACUCAUCAAAAGCUUCACAACAAUUUUUUGAUGCUUUACCUAUAGCAAAAGGUCCUUCUUUAGGUACAAAUUUUACUUUAGCUUGUCCUUAUACCAUACUUGCUCAUUAUUUAGAAUUAGAUUGGGCCGCCAAAUUUGGUGUUGAAGCUGGUUUAGUUAGAGUUAGCGUUGGAUUAGAAAAUAAGGAAAAGUUGUUGGAAGGAUUUCAAAAAGGAUUAGAUUCUAUUAAAUGA
Molecule: messenger RNA, 1932 nt
Organism: Funneliformis mosseae
Lineage: Eukaryota; Fungi; Glomeromycota; Glomeromycetes; Glomerales; Glomeraceae
Source: the annotation of a GenBank genome assembly